UCCCGCUGCCGCCUGUGUCUGUGCGCGUUUGUUUGGAGCAGCAGUCGGCCGGAGAGACUAUUUGGAUCCGGAGACAUGGGCGCACGCUCGUUACCGUUUUUAUUUUAAUUAUACAUAUACACAUUUUAUUUUUUAAUCUUGUCGGAUCUUACUUUGCAACAACACAUUCCCCUUCCCCGGGACUUCUCGUAUGUUUCCUCUCAUGUGUGGUCGCGUUUCCACCUUCGGACCAUGCUUUUUUAUUGCAGCCUUUGUUUGAUGUGAGAGUUGAUUAAGAUCUCCGCUGCCCGCUCCAGCACCGAGGAGAGGCUAAUUUGGGCUGUAGCCUAAACUUUUUUCCCCCCCACACAUCUCCGGAGCAGGGAUGUCUUCGGCUCGGGUGGAUUACAUUGCGCCCUGGUGGACUUACUGGCUUCACAAUUUCCCUCAUAUCAGCCUGAGGUUCCAACCCACUGACAACAGCUUCCAGCCUGAAGAUGAGAACUACCAGCAGUCUCUCAUAUUCCUGGGCUGCGUGGCGGCUGCAGGGCUCGGCCUCAACCUUCUGUGCCUGGCCAUCUACCUGAGCUGUUUGUGCUGCUGCCGUAAGGACGAGGAGGAAGAAAGCAAGAAGCCCAACUCCUGCUGUGUCACUUGGUCGGCCGUCGCCGCCGGCCUCAUCACAUGCAUCGCAGUGGGUGUAGGUUUCUACGGCAACAGUGAGACCAAUGACGGCGUGUACCAGUUGACCUACUCUCUGUACAACGCCAAUCACACAGUGGGUGGUGUGGACAGUCUGGUGACCGGCACCAUGUCCAACAUGAGGAGCGGCCUGCACCAGCACCUCGCAAGGCUGGACGAGAUCUUCGCCACGCGGGGCGACUACGUGCAGACCCUGCAGUUCAUGCAGCAGAUGGCGGACAACGUGAUCAAGCAGCUGCUUGGCCUGCCCGACUGGGAGGAGGCCAAAAUGGACCUGGCGUUGUUCGCCGAUCAGACGGCCACCGUGGAGUACUACAGGUGGCUCUCCUACCUGCUGCUCCUCAUCCUGGACCUGAUCAUCUGCCUGCUGGCCUGUCUGGGGCUGGCUAAGCAGUCCCGCUGGCUGCUCACCACGAUGAUGGUGUUCGGAGUGCUGACGCUGAUCCUCAGCUGGACUUCUCUGGGGGUUGACCUCGCCACCGCUGUGGGCACAAGUGAUUUCUGCGUGUCCCCUGACAAGUAUAUCAUGAGCCAGACAAAGGGGAUCGUCGGUGCGGAUAUCGUCCAUUACUACCUUUAUUGCAACCAGACUCUCUCCAACCCCUUCCAGCAGCCUCUAACCAUCUUCCAGAGGUCUCUGACCACCAUGCAGAUCCAGAUCCAGGGCCUCUUGCAGUUUGCUGUGCCUCUUUUUCCCACGGCCGAGAGAGAUCUAGUGGGUAUCCAGCAUUUGCUCAACUCCUCGGAGGCCAGCCUGCACCAGCUGACCGCCCUGCUGGACUGCAGAGGACUCAACAAGGACUACCUGGACGCCAUGGUCGGGGUGUGCUAUGACGGCGUGGAGGGUGUGAUGUACCUCUGCCUUUUCUCCAUCCUGGCCGCCUGUGCCUUCACUGUCAUGUUAUGUGCCAUUCCCAGGGCAUGGAGACAAAUCGCCUGCAGGGAGCAAGAUUACGACGACAUCGACGAGGAGGACCCGUUCAACCCGAGAGCGAGGAGGCCGGGGUCUCAGAACCCCAACCACACCAACAUGCACAGCUUCUGCAGCUACAGCAGCAGCAUGGGCAGCCAGAGCAGCCUGCAGCCGCCCGCCCCGGCCGUCUCCAACGCCCCCAUGUCUGAGUACAUGGGUCAGGCAGCUCUUUUCGGGGGAAAUCCGAGGUACGAGAACGUGCCUCUGAUAGGACGAGGCUCUCCACCCCCAUCGAUAUACUCUCAGCAGUAUAGAAAUCGAUACUCCCCCAGUAUGAGGGCCACCUAUCUGUCCAUGACCGAGGAACAGAGCAGACACUUUGGAAACGACUUCCGAGCAUAGACUUCUUUAUUCGCCCGGAGGAGGAGGAGGAGGAGGAGGAGGAGGAAAACGGCGCCACCCGCCCCUCGAGAGGACAGGGGGCGGUUUCUGAGCGUCGCAGCGGACGGUGUGCUACAUCUCGUUAGUUCAGGACCACAGCCGGCGCAGACCAAUGAAACCAUAUCCACUUUUGUCCUCUCCGUGUUUUAAAUGACAUUUCUGUCCGAAACCACGCUAAAUUUAACUUGCUCCUAAUCGGUCGGGCUCCUUUCUCACCCGACGUUGAACUUUGAAACGGAUUGAACCCAUUUAGCUUUUGAAAUGGAAAUGCGUGUUACUUUUAACAUUCAGGUCUCCAAAGAGGAAAAUGUGAACACAAUGUAAGCGUGCCAUAUUGUUUUAUCUGUGUAUUAUGCUUCAUGCUCGGUAUAUGUGAAGCACAAGCCCAGCACUGGUGGCACACAGCAGGAGGUAAUCGUGAGGUAUAAUUUAUUUGCAUACUCACACAGACACACAUGGAAAGAGUGAAGCUUUGUUUCUAACUCUCUGGAGAGAAGACUACCUUUAGACCACGGCUUUUGUAAAUAAAUUGUACAAUAACAGACUGUUGUCUUAGUCUGAUUUUAUUUUGUUUAAACAGUGUGCCAUUUUUUUAUAUAUAUAUUUUCUAGUUUUGUGUGACAGCAUCGCACAGGAUCACUUUGUUUUGUAUUUUCUUAAAAGCCCAUUAAUCCAAAUUCUCCGUGUCUCUAAUCCAGCAAAUAACAAAAGUUUCUAUCAUGAUGAUGUGGGAAGCUGUGCUGCUUUAACUAAUGAGAAUAUUCAGGUAAUUAUUUUCAUCACAUCAAACUAUCCAAACAGUUCCUGUUUGUAUUGACUAACAACGAUUUAUUUUCUGUAGGUUUUAAUACAUGCAGUGGCAUUUGUUAAUGCUUUUCUUUCUUUUUUUUUGUUUCUUUAAGCAUGUUACACUGUACAGGCACUGAGGGUGGUGCUUAAUUUUGUGUGCGACCCCAAAUGUGAGGGGCUAACUGUGAGUUGAAUAAACAACCUUUGAGUACAA
This is a messenger RNA of Mugil cephalus (flathead mullet), 3038 nucleotides long. It is a transcript of the gene ttyh2, whose product is annotated as tweety family member 2. Gene Ontology annotation, cellular component: plasma membrane. The transcript has 15 exons. Gene Ontology annotation, molecular function: volume-sensitive chloride channel activity; intracellularly calcium-gated chloride channel activity. The record is from RefSeq and is a predicted model, not a curated record. Lineage: Eukaryota; Metazoa; Chordata; Actinopteri; Mugiliformes; Mugilidae. Bases 365 to 1996 code for a protein of 543 amino acids.